Molecule: messenger RNA, 1369 nt
Organism: Staurois parvus
Lineage: Eukaryota; Metazoa; Chordata; Amphibia; Anura; Ranidae
Source: the annotation of a GenBank genome assembly
AUGGCCGAGGACACGGAGCGCAGCGAUGGCCGCAUCGUGAAGAUGGAGGUGGACUACAGCGCCACGGUGGACCAGCGGCUGCCCGAGUGCGAGAAGCUGGCAGCGGAGGGAAAACUCCAGGAGGUGGUGGAAACGUUGCUGUCCCUGGAGAAGCAGACCCGGACGGCGUCUGACAUGGUGUCCACUUCCCGUAUCCUGGUGGCCAUUGUGAAGAUGUGUUAUGAAGCCAAGGAGUGGGACUUGCUGAAUGAGAAUAUCGCGCUUCUGUCCAAGAGGAGGAGUCAGCUGAAACAGGCCUGUUGCUAAGAUGGUCCAGCAAUGCUGCAAGUAUGUGGAGGAGAUCACAGACCUUGAUAUCAAGCUGCGCCUAAUUGAUACUCUGCGGACGGUUACAGAAGGAAAGAUCUAUGUAGAGAUUGAGCGUGCUCGGCUGACCAAGACCCUGGCAGGUAUAAAGGAAAAGAGCAGUGAUGUGAAUGAAGCCGCUUCCAUCUUGCAGGAGCUUCAGGUGGAGACCUAUGGCUCCAUGGAGAAGAAGGAGAAGGUGGAGUUUAUUCUGGAACAGAUGCGUCUUUGUCUGGCAGUGAAGGAUUAUAUCCGAACUCAGAUCAUAAGCAAGAAGAUCAACACCAAGUUUUUCCAGGAUGACAACACCGAGGAGCUGAAGCUGAAAUAUUACAACCUCAUGAUUCAGCUGGAUCAACACGAAGGCUCCUACCUCUCCAUAUGUAAACACUACCGGGCCAUCUAUGACACCCCCUGCAUCCAGGCUGAGAGCGAGAAAUGGCAGCAGGCUUUGAAGAGUGUUGUACUCUACGUGAUUUUAUCGCCGUAUGACAAUGAGCAGUCUGACCUGGUCCACAGAAUAAGCACUGAUAAGAAACUGGAGGAAAUCCCAAAAUACAAAGAUCUGCUGAAGCUCUUCACCACCAUGGAGCUGAUGCGAUGGAGCACAUUGUGCGAGGAGUACAGCAAGGAGCUGAGGGAGGGCUCGCUGGACAGUGUGGCUACUGAUGUCUUCAGCUACUCCGAGGAAGGCGAAAAGCACUGGAAGGACCUGAAGAAUCGCGUAGUGGAACACAACAUUCGGAUCAUGGCGAAGUAUUACACCAGGAUCACAAUGAAACGAAUGGCCCAGCUGCUGGAUCUCUCUGUCGAUGAAUCGGAAGAGUUCCUCUCUACCUUAGUGGUGAACAAAACCAUUUAUGCCAAGGUGGACCGAUUGGCUGGCAUCAUCAACUUCCAGAGGCCGAAGGACCCCAACGACCUCCUGAAUGACUGGUCCCAGAAACUGAACUCUUUGAUGGCAUUAGUAAACAAGACGACACAUCUUAUAGCUAAGGAAGAGAUGAUCCACAAUUUGCAGUGA